Acanthoscelides obtectus is the source of this 1656-nucleotide messenger RNA. Lineage: Eukaryota; Metazoa; Arthropoda; Insecta; Coleoptera; Chrysomelidae. The record is from the annotation of a GenBank genome assembly.
GGAAAAAAGGCGUGUUAAAUUAUGCCGCUUUUCCAUCGUCAGCACUACUCAGCCUGGAAAAGGGGCGUGAUUCUCUGCAUGUUUUACUCACUCGUCUUGCAGCGAAAUCCAAUAUUCUUUACCAGCACAACGACGAUGAAAAAUAUCACGGAGUCCAGUUCUAAGUGAGGUGACAUUUCCUCACAUAACCUAUUUGUUUUAUUUUGAUUUUUGUAUUUGGAUUAACGGAGAAAAGAUACAAGUAUGUUGGAAAAAAUAGGAAAAACAGCAGUAGGUGCUUUAAGAAAUUUCCACACAACUCAUGCUUACCUAUGGAAUAUUCCCAAACAAGCUGAACUAGACAUAUUCUUCUUGUGCAAUCCGAGUAAUCUGAGUAAUAUAGAACAAAAUAUAGCAAAUAGAAAAGGAAUUGGGGACAUCAGGCGGGCACAUGAACUGAAAACGCGACUAGAUAAGACCGACACAUCUUCUAUUGAGUACAGCAAGUUGAAAGAAGAGCUUUAUCAAGAGCUGCUCAGGAUUCCAAAUGAAACUCAUCCUAAUCUAGCCAAAAUGGAAGAAGAACCAAAGAUAUUGAAGCUGGUCAAUGAAAAACCGUAUGAAGGUUUCAAAUAUUUAGAAUUUCAUGAGAUAGCAAAAAGACUUAAGUUGGUAAGGACUGAGCAGCUUGGAAAUGUUAGUGGAAACAGAAGUUAUUACCUUUUAGGAGAAAUGGCAGAAUUGGAACAUGCUUUAGUGAAUUAUUUUUUAGAAAACUUGAUUGUAAACCAUGGUUUUGAGCUAAUUUCAGUUCCCGAUAUAUUACCUAGAGAUGUUAUAGAAAGAUGUGGGAUGAAGACUAGAGGAGAAAGAAAUCAAGUAUAUAGCUUAGAUCCAACUCGGCAUGAUUCUGACCUAUGCUUAUCAGGAACAUCAGAAAUGUCUCUAGCAGGGUUCUUGAGUGGUAAGGUUUUUAAAGAAGAAGAAUUGCCAAAAAAGUUAGCUGCAGUUAGUAGGUGUUUUAGAGCAGAAACUUCUAGUGUUGCAGAGGAAAGAGGCAUAUUUAGAGUACAUGAGUUCACCAAAGUAGAGAUGUUCGUUGCAACAAAUCCUAUGAUGUCCGAUAAGCAUUUAGAAGAGAUAUGCACAAUACAGGAGAAAGGCUUUGAAUCUUUAGGGUUGCACUUUCAAGUUCUUGACAUGCCUCCUCAUGAACUGGGUGCUCCAGCUUAUAGAAAGUAUGACAUUGAGGCAUGGAUGCCUGGCAGAAAAAUGUUUGGAGAAAUUUCUAGUUGCAGUAAUUGUACUGACUAUCAGUCCAGAAGACUUGGCAUCAAGUACGUCACAAAGUUCGGACACGAGCGGUUUGUGCACACGCUAAAUGGUACAGCUUGUGCAAUACCGAGGUUGUUGAUAGCCUUAACAGAAACCUUCCAGCAUGAAAAAGGCUAUAUUAAUAUUCCAUUAGUUUUACAUAAAUAUAUGAGAGGCAAAACGACGAUAUCUAAGCAGAAACAUAUACCAGAAUUGAAACUUGUGAAGCAUAAGAAAUAAAGUUUUUUCUAGAAGAUGCCAACUUAGCGCUAGCUGUUGUACACUUGUUGUGUACUCGUUCCGUAGUUGUACGUGUUGCUGAAACGUUAUGAUGCUUCAGCUAUGAAUGUUUGGCUCCGAUGU